This is a messenger RNA of Marchantia polymorpha subsp. ruderalis, 3306 nucleotides long. The record is from the annotation of a GenBank genome assembly. Lineage: Eukaryota; Viridiplantae; Streptophyta; Marchantiopsida; Marchantiales; Marchantiaceae.
CACAGGGCCGCGAGAAGGCCCAAGCAAACGGCAGGCCCAUUCGCAUGGGCCGAUGAUACGAUGCCGACUCUGGUUUUUGGGAAAACCACGAAUCUUCCUCCUCCUCCUCUUCGUCCGACUACUACAAUAGCACAUUCGAGGGAGAUGGGGAAAGGCCACCACUGGCUUGCUCGCAUUCCAUCCCUCGCGUCUGCUGCCCCCGCCCCUGCCCCUGCCCCUGGCCGCUGCCCUGAAGGCCACGCUCCCCCUCCCCUCCGCGCUGCCCGUCCUUGGACGCUCCCCUUCGCUCUUCUCGAUUCCAGCGCUCCCCCCUCCUCCCUCCCUCCCUCGCUUCGUAACCCUGUUGAUUCGACCUCGGCCUCCGCUCUCGAUUCAGCGGACCCCGACCUCUCUUCUUCUUUGGAGUUUCUGACAGAGCGAGAGAGCGAGGGAGCGAGAGGAGGGUCGAGGAAUCUGUUCGCGUCUGCCUCGUCGUCGUUGCCGGGAGUGUAGAGAAAGCAGAGGAGGACGAGGAGUCGCAGCGUCGUCGUUGUCCUCCGCGAAUUGGAGGAGGGGAGGGGAGGGGAGGGGAAGAGAGGGGAGGGGAGGAAUUCGCGAGAGGACGACGGAUUGUUGUUGUUGUGAGGAGGUCGUGGUUGCAGGGGAGGAGAGGGUUGGAGGAGAAUUUGAUGUGAGGAGGUGAGUGGAAGCGAUGUCGUGGUUUGCGAGAUCGUUUUCCUUGAAUGAGAGGACAACGAGGAGCAAGGAAGAGCGGGCGACGGAGGUAGACGAUGAUGGAGAUGAUGAAGAGGAGGAGGAGGAGGAAGACGAAUCAGCAGGGUUGGAUUUAGCGUCCAUUGCAUCGGCCACGGGGAAAGGUGUGAAGGAGGAUUUGUCACAGCUAACGAAGUCCUUCACGCGACAGCUUUGGGGAGUGGCUUCGUUUCUGGCACCUCCCCCGCCUGACCGAUCAUCGUCGUCAUCAUCAUCGCCCUCGGCGGAAGCUGCUUCACAGGAACAUUUGCUGCGGAGCUCGUCCAAGGAUGACACCACCACCAGUAGCAGUGGAGGAGAAGGAGUUGGGGUUAAGGAUAGCCAAGGAAGGCUUGUUCAAUCUGAGGCCGAUUCGACCGCAGGGGGAAGGGCCACAGGCAUCGCAUUGCCCGGCGAAAGCGAUUUGCGAGCAACGUCUUCUUCUCCUCGGAAACUCUUGGAUGAGGGUUCUGCACCUACCACUCCCAGGGGUGGACCGAGACUGACGGGUCUUCGCAGCGACUUUGCGGAAUUGAGAGGAACUGUGGCGACAGGGUUCUCCCGCAUUUCUUCCUCUGUCAUUCGCGUCGUUGCGGGUGAUGAUAGUGGAGACGACGAGGAGGAUGAGCGUUUCUUAACUCGUUCUAAGUCGGACAAUGUUCAAACGCCCCGCUUCUCUUCAGAAGUUGUUGUUGAUCAGACGUCGAAAUCAUCAACUCGUGGUUUUGAUUCGUUCCUGAAACCUUUGUUAGGUAAUAUGCUUGUGAGAGAUGGGAGUUAUGAGGGAGAUGGCACUUCUGACGAUGAAGACGAGGGGUUGAACACAAGGAAAGUCAAGCAAGAUGUGAACCUGAAAUCAAGGGGAACUGAUUCUUUGCCCUCGGCCUUUGCUAGCGGGAUCGAUGGAAUUUCAAAGUUUCUACUACAAAUAGUUCAGGAUGAGGACUACGACGAGAAGGAAGAUGAAUCCGAUGAGCGUUUGGAUGCAGUUGGUUUGACCGAAGCUGUGGUAACAUUCGCCAGGAACAUCGCAAUGCAUCCAGAAACAUGGUUGGAUUUUCCACUACCGGAGGAUGAGAAUGACGAUGAUUUUGUUAUGAACAAUAUCCAGAAAGAACAUUCUCAUGCCUUGGAGGUCGCUGCUCCUGGUCUGAAAGCUUUGAGAAUUGAGCUUUGUCCUAACUAUAUGUCCGAAGGGCGCUUUUGGUUGAACUACUUUGUGCUCUUGCACUCCAGGCUGAGUCCUGAAGAAGCACAUUUACUCUCUACAUCGCAGGUGUUGAGCGCCCGAGCAUCACUGCUUCGAGAACUAGAAAAGAGGGGUGCCCAAAGUGGCGAUCUGGACGGGAGCAAAGAUCAUGACCGAGCUCGAAAUUUAUUGCAGGGAGAGAUUGACCUCGACACACGCGAAGCCCAGGUUUCGGAUGUUAAGAAAGAGGAAGUCGGAAAACUUUCCGUUGAGCCCAUCAAGCAGCCCGUGGUACCGGAGAAGGUUCUGCCUGAGGCACCAGUUUCUGUGCCUUCAUCUUUGCAAGAGGAGAGAUCCGUUAUAAAAAACCGGAGUGAAUCAGAUGUCGUAAUCAGGCCUGCGAUAGCAGCUGAAGACAAGACAGUAGCAGCGGAGAGCAACACAAAACCAGGCGUUAAAAGAUUUCCGGCUCUGAUCCUGGAGGAUGAUGAGGCGGAGGUGGACGAGUGGCUCGAUGACGAGCCAUCUACCAAGCAGCAUGUGGUGGCUGGUGGUCAGAGUCAAUCGGAUUUGGGCAACAUGGACGAGGAUGUAUCAUUUAGCGAUUUCGAAGAUGAUGACCCCUCACAGAAGGUUGCUGGCGUAACUGAGUUAAGCACAUCUCUUAACCGCGAAGUCGUUAACAGCACAACCACUCUCGAGGCCAAAAGAAUUGUCAUUUCCUCAGUAAAAGAAGAGAAAGGAGAUGGAUCACAAGCAAAGAGCUCAGACAGAGGAGACUCAGACGAUUGGCUGACGGUUGAUCAGGAGGAUGUUGUCUCAACAUCUUCGUCUCCAUGAACUCCCAAGAUUGACCCUCCAUUAUUUAAGAAAUAAUGGCUGACCUUCCGAGGGCAGCCAAGUAUUCGUUUCUCGCUAACACCUUGCCAGCAUGUACUUUGUAUAAGCUAUGCACAAAGCUGGGAGGUAAAAAUAGGCAGUCAUUGUAAAUACAGUGGGGUUCUGAUUCCCCGCGACCUCAAGUACAGGCCUUCCGAUGACAUAGAUAUGCUGGCUGAGCUUGGAGAUAGUGUAAUUAAAGUUGGAUCGCAUGUACCUCAACAUUCAUAGCGGAUGGUAAGUACGCAGGUGGAUAUCGUACAUGUUUUGUAAUAAUAUUUAGAUUUGAGCUGACCCUUGCGUUAAAACAGAGAUCGAGUGUUUAGCUCAAGGCCGAUCUCUUAGCACCUUACAGACAAGCCUUAUCCAUCGAGAUGAGCGUUUGGCUUGACUCACCGUUUCCCUGCCUUGGAGGUUGCAAGUCGAUCAUAGCUGCUGCUCCCUCUGUUUGGUAUCAAUUGAUUGAAAACGAGAGAACUUUUCAAAUCGAAGUGUGCUUUUUCUGG